CGGCUCAAGUACCUUAGCGGUGUGCAAACCUCCAUCGGUACGAUAUACAAGACAAUUAGUCAUCGCUACGGAAGUACAAUACCUUCAGCUGUCUUGCUUGGCAGUGAAUCGGGCUUCUUACUACAAGUCUCGUAUCUUUCGUCGCGGCUUGAAGACUACAUGGACGCGGAAAUCAUACAGGGGUUUCUGGAUACGGAUAUGGGUGCACGGAUGCUGGGCAUCCGUUCAUCCAUGUCCGUCAGCCAGGGAUGCAAAAGAUAUAAAAGGCGUUGGCUGGCCUGUUGUUGAACCAUCUCUAGCGAACCGCUCCGUACACAUUUGCUGCACUGUACGCCAUGUCAUCGUCUCUCCGCUCAAGUUCUCUUACCCCGGAGUCUGCCACCACGCCUCGAGCUGCUUCUGGCAAGCCUCGCUCGGCGUCGCUACCACCGGCGCGACUUCAAGAGCCCUCCCCGCUGCGCGGGAUCCUCCGAGGCUCUACCUCGGACGCCAAUCGCAGUACCGCCUCGCCGAUUCGAGGAAUUCUGAAGAAAUCGUCGUUGCAAACUCAGAACUCUUCUCCUGCACCAUCGUCGCUUGGUAAGGAUCGGACCAAGCACCAUGAUGUGGUAUCACAACGCGCCAUCACCGAGCAACCUCGCCCUCAAUCUGCAUCACACCCGACAACCCACUCGCGCGCCCCAGAUUCUGUGGUCAGGCCACGCCGUUCGUCGCUUGCGAACUCGGAGGAGGACCACGUCUUCCGAGCGUGCGACCAACCACCGACCUUCCCCAAACACCACAACAACCCCAGCAGCGGUUGUGAUGAUUCCUCAGCUCGCUCCGGAACCGACGGCGGGCGCGCCCAGCGACCGCGCGCUAACUCCACGUCCGUGCGGAAACCAGCGCUGUCCUCGCAAUCCCAGGCUCCUUCGCCGGGGAAGCGGGACGCUGUCGAGACAUCCAAGCCUAGCGGAAGGAAGAGCAGCUCCAUUCCCCGGCUUCCCUUCCAGAUCGCCGACUAUAAGGAUGUUAUGCACGACCUCGGCCACCUGCUGCAUGGACGUCACGAGAGGCUGGCGGAGUUUCUCGACCUCGAAGUGUUCUACGAGCAGAAAGAAUCCGAGCGCGAGGCACGAGAGCACUAUUUGCGGCACAAGGAUGAUCCUCCUGAGGAGGAGAACCCUGAAAGAAAGCCUCCGAGAAUCUACUACAUGACCGUUCUCGAAAUGAUGGAGGUCUCGUCUACCACGAUCGUCUUUAACGGUUACCAACACGAUCUCCCUGCUGCCCUCUACGAAUGUGUCGAGGAGCUUCACAGAACAGGUAUCUAUGACGACGAACUCUUCGGCGGCGAGCCUAUCAAGCAUAACAUCGACAAGAUGCGGCGCAUUUUCGACCAUGGCUACAAGCGCCCGGCAGGCGUGCGCAUCGGCCCUCUAGCGAAAUUCAGGACAUCCGACAUCUGCGGGCUGUUCGAGACAAUUCUGGAGCAUCUCCCAGAGCCGCUCAUUCCCCGGGACCUCAACUACGGGCUCUGGAAGUGGUGCGUCAACCCGGUGCUCAAGCGCGAGUGGGACAUUAUAUUCCCUCCGGUCAUCAAGCGGUCACGAAAGACGCUCCGCGGCAUCGUCCCGGAGAUGGAGCACCAGAUCAUCGAGUCCCCGGACCUCACUCCCGAGGAACGGCGCGCCAUCCGCGAAGAGUUCGACGCACCCAUGGUCGAGAUCGCGCAGAACGUCCUCCGCCUCCUGUCGGUCGAACACCUCUCGCUCCUCGUGUACCUCUUCGACUUCUUCAAGCAGGUGAUAGCCCAUCCCGGCAAUUCCAUCAGCACAGAAAUCAUCGGCGAGAAGUUCGGCUUCUACCUACUGGGCGGGACGAGCUACGCAGGCGGGCGCACGCUCACGGUGUGGUUGCUCGACCGCUGGGAGAGGAUAUCGAAGGGGCUGCUGGAUAUUACCCCGCCCGGCACGCGCCGCUUCGUCGAGAAGAAGCCAGAUCUCGCACGCCGCCGCGCGGAGGAGGCGCACCGCCGCAAGUUCGCGCCCUCACCUCACCAGCCGUACCAAGAGGGACUUGAUGCGCACUCCGACGAGGGCGAGGGCUCGUCAGCCGCGUUUAGUGACUCUGCGAGCACCUUUGUGAACAGCUCGAAUGACGGGCUGGAUGAUGGGCAGUCGGCAUCGGUCCUUGGCUAUUACCUCGACGACUCGGAGGAUGCUUCCAUCGAUGAGCACCCUCGCCGUCGGAACCCUCACCACAACAACCCUCGGCGUGGCGUUGACGAGGGCGCGCGCGCUCCGAUGCCUAAGCCGCGCUCCCAAUACAAGAACUAUGAUCAGAAUGACGCUCGUCGGUCUCGCCGUUACGGUGAUGGAGAUAAUGCAUUCGACGUAUCAGAAGCCGCCCGGCGCAUCGCCGAGUUCGAACGGGAGAUUCAACAGAGCAGGUCGUUUCGGCGACUUCUGCCGCGCAGGGACCAGAAGCCAUCGCGCAGGCGUGAGGCCAUGACGCCCGAUGAGGACGGUGACGAUUAUAGUCAUUAUUUCUAGUCUUUGUGUUGUCGUAUCGGACUGUACUGUAGCACAGACGGCAUACGG
Messenger RNA from Fomitopsis serialis, 2582 nucleotides. RefSeq lists its product as uncharacterized. The transcript is spliced from 6 exons. Bases 336 to 2534 code for a protein of 732 amino acids. Gene Ontology annotation, biological process: signal transduction. NCBI's taxonomy places the organism in Eukaryota, Fungi, Basidiomycota, Agaricomycetes, Polyporales, Fomitopsidaceae. The record is from RefSeq and is a predicted model, not a curated record.